Falco peregrinus (peregrine falcon) is the source of this 993-nucleotide messenger RNA. RefSeq names its product aquaporin-4. Gene Ontology annotation, cellular component: plasma membrane. Gene Ontology annotation, biological process: transmembrane transport. The record is from RefSeq and is a predicted model, not a curated record. NCBI's taxonomy places the organism in Eukaryota, Metazoa, Chordata, Aves, Falconiformes, Falconidae. Gene Ontology annotation, molecular function: water channel activity.
AUGGCCAUCAGGGAGGAGCUGCGGAGCUGGUGCUUCUGGCAGGGGGUGCUGGUGGAGGCUGUGGCCACGCUCAUCUUCGUGGGAGUGGUGCUGGGCGCCUCAGUGGACCCCAGACCCCUGGCACCAGCGUUGGCCGGGGGUCUGGUGGCAGGGGCGCUGGUCUGCACCCUCAGGGCACCCCAGGCCAACCCGGCGCUCACCCUGGCCCUGCUCUGCACCCGCAAGCUGAGUGCCCUGCGUGGGGCCGCCGGGCUCCUGGCACAGUGCACCGGGGCUGUGCUGGCCUCCGCCAUCGCCCGCCUGGCGCUGCCGGAUGACACCAGCCUUGUCACCAGGGUGAGCGCAGCGGGGACGGCGGGACAAGCCCUGGCCUGGGAGACCUUUGCCACCUUCCAGCUGGCGCUGGCUGCCUUUGCCACCACCGACCAGGUGGCCCCCCAGGGUGGGCUGGCUCUGGGCAGUGCUGUGGCUGCCGGUGCCCUGGCUGCGGGGCCGUUCUCGGGGGGCAGCAUGAACCCAGCGCGUUCGCUGGGGCCAGCCAUCGUCACUGGCAUCUGGGAUGACCACUGGGUGUACUGGCUGGGGCCGGUGCUGGGUGCGGUGCUGGCCGGGCUCUCCUACGAGUUCAUCUUCGCCCCCGGCGCAUCCCGGGAGAAGCUGGGUGCCUGCCUCGCCUGCCAGGACGUGGCACUGGUGGAGACCACCAGCCCAUCCCCCUCCUCAGCCUCCACCCGCGGCCACCCAGCCCCCCCGGCUGAGCGAGACCAGGGCACGGCCUGAGCCCCCCAGCCCCCUGCUCCGACCCAGCCCCUGGGAGGUGGCACAGAGGCUCCAGCGCCAGGUCCCCGCCAGACCCCAGCACCUGCCGUGGGGCACGCAGGACACGGUGCCCCCCCCGGCAGGGUGGGGGGUCCAUGCACAGAUGGCUCCAGCUCCCCCCUCCCCAUCCCACCCUCUCCCCACAGGGCGGAUUAAAGUUGCCUUUGGGUUGGA